Molecule: messenger RNA, 2219 nt
Organism: Scomber japonicus (chub mackerel)
Lineage: Eukaryota; Metazoa; Chordata; Actinopteri; Scombriformes; Scombridae
Exons: 4
Coding region: 71-787 (238 amino acids)
Biological process (GO): adaptive immune response
Cellular component (GO): membrane
Molecular function (GO): signaling receptor activity
Source: RefSeq, a predicted model, not a curated record
AGUAUAGGAAGCAGGAGGGGUACAGUAUGACCUAGCUUUGCUGUAUCUCAGUGCUGAAAAGGCCACGAAGAUGAGCUUGGUGUGCUUUGUGCUUUUGGUUCAGCUCUUUGAGGCCUAUGCAGAGGUGAUAUUUAAGAAUCUGACAGAGAACCAGUCAUUGGAGCUCUCCUGGUCCCGUCGGCAGGAACACAGCAACCUGAAGGGCCUCUACCUGUACCACCGCAGCGCCCAGAGCCAGACCACCCUGCUGUCCAUGACUGAGGGCAGCAAGCUCAGGGUCCACUGGGAGCACAAGGAGCGUCUGCAGACUUCAGGAGGACUGCACUCCCUGCAGGUCAAUGUAACCAUAUCCCACUUACAGCACAGUGACACUGGGCUCUACAUGUGGGAGCUGAGCUACAGGGACAACAGCUCUGAGCAGAACGUCGUCUACUCUCAGAAGGUUUUCUUGUUAGUACAAGGGACAUCAGGGACGACAUGCCAGUGCUCUGAAAAUUACCCGUCACUGCUCUUGGUCAUCUUUACAGCAGUUGUGCUUCUUCUGCUCACACUCGGCUGCCUGGCCAUAGAAAGAUGUAGGAAGACGAAGCAUCACAGCACACCACAAUCUCCUCCUAUCUAUGAGGAAAUGACCAGGAAGCAGCAAAGUACCGGAAGUUCCCAAAAUAACCAUGAGGCCCCGUCACACCUGGAGGAAGCCAACUUCCCCGUUUAUGCAAACCCCAACAUCACACAGCAACAGGAGAACUAUUACGCCUGCCCCAGACAGCUCGCCCUCAGACCCUGAUGUGAUUUCCGGUAUCAGACUAAUGUUGCAGCAGAUACAUACAGAUGACACCAGCGUUUCUGCAAAUGUGUGAUACCACAGCUACAAAUAAAAUAUCAUCUCACUGGAGUGAAGAGACACAGAGAGACAAACACCAAAUAAACAAAUGGCACAUUUUUUUAACAGCCAAGAAAAAAAUGCUAUUUUAUUAAUAUUUGAAAGAAGCUCCAUAGUUCAUGAAAUCAUUUGUUUCGGUGCAUGUCAUUUAACAAUCACAUUCUAUGAGGAGAAAGAGAUAUACAGAGAGAAAAAAUAAAACAUUACAAGCCACUGACUUUUCAUUAAAUCUCAGUACAGACAUUUUUACUUAAUAUUAAAAAAAAAAACAAAAAAAAAAAAGCAGCCCUAAUCCCAAAUACCUCACCCACCCUCCGAUAUCCCAACACAAAACCUUAACUGAGAAAAAACAAAAAGACAAAAAAAAAAACAAAACAAAAAAAUAAAACCCCUUGAGGGUGACAGGCUAGAAUCCCACAGUGCUAAAGAGUGAGACGCUCAUUGGUUUUAGGAAUACACAGCAUGGCGAUGUAGCGCUAGGUCAAUCUGAAUCAGGGGAAGGAAGCUGGAGGUGGAGGGCUUGACAUGAAUCACCUCUCCACCCACUUAAAAAAAACAAAACAAAAAACACAUUGGAUCCCAAAAACCCCUGCAAUAGAUCAGCCACUUAGAAGUCGGCCAUAAUCCCCCCACCCCCAUCUUCCCCCCCUCCCCAACACUUGUGCAUAGUUUCAUGAUCCUUUACAACCAGCUCAUGUCUUAUAAACAUCCUCCAAAUGUGAAAAAUGUUCCACAAAAGUCUGAUUUAUCUAUUAAUAAUACCCGCUGUGGGAGAAUGAGAGAGAGAGACAGAAAGAGAUAGAGAGAGAGAGAGAGAGAGAGAGGAAAGAAAGAGUAAUGCACAAUGUUCCUGAUUCAGUCAGGACGGGACCUCAUUAAGAAAACACAAUAAAGAUUCAAACAUACAGCAUUUUGCAUGUUAUUCACUGUCUUUCUUUUUUUUUUUUUAACAAUCAAAAUCAUUGACCAUUUUUGUUUUUAAAUGUAAAGCAAUUUUAAUAUAUAGAUUUAUAUAUAAAGCACUCCAUUUUCAUUUAAAGUCCAUUAUUUGGUUAUUAUGUAACUGCUACGGAUUUAGAAACAAAAGGUAUUUUCUCUUCUUCUGAAAUCCAUAACUUUCAGUGCUUAGAAUCGUUUCUUUUAAAUCAUCCUUUUUUCUUUUUUUUUCCAUGUUUUUUUUUUUUUAACUCGUCAUAAAAAUGUACAUUAAAAUGGCGUGGAGUUGGUACUCUGGAACCCUGGCCUUCCUGAGACAAGAUCCACUUUUUCGUGUGUGUGCAAGAUAGUGAGCAAUUAUGUCUUUUUUUCUUUUCAUUUUUCUUUUUCUUUUUUUUUU